AUGGAUGCACUGCAGCGGUACCGCACUGGCUGUAUGGCAGCCAUGCUGGAGUUGGAUUCUCUGCAGGAGCGCCAUUUCUCAGUCUCCUCAGGGGCUCCUCUGGCCGGAGAGACAGAGGAGCCCACGACCCUCUGCUCUCCGAUUCGGUCCGCGCGCCGAAGCGCGGCCAACGAGGUGGACAAGGCUGGCACUUUAACAUCCAGCCCCAUUGACGCGGCGCAGCUUCACCACCGAUACCGCGUCAUGAGAGCGCGCCUCGCCGAGACCCUAGCGGGGCAGUCAGCGUACAUGCAGGAGAUUACGCUUCAGCAGCAGCUCCGCGAGCGCGAAGGGGUCAUGGGUGAGUACAUGUGGAGUACGCGGCUUCUUGUGGAGCAGGAAUCGGCAGAGCGCGCACACCUCGCCUCAUUGUGGGCUUAUUUUAUUGCGUCUGCACCGGAGCGGUGGACUGCAUCCAAAGCACGUGCCGGCACUGGGCUCAAAUCUUCGGCAGCGGUGCGUGUGCAGCAAAUCCCCGCCACAGCCGUGCCGCCUCCGCCAGAGGAAGCGAAAGACGCCUCCUACGCUGUCGCAGCCCCGCUGCCGCAGCCGUCCACAUACGGCGGCGACGAGGCAGCUCGUCUGGUGGAGCAGAACAAAGCGCUGCUGCGAGAUCUCUAUCACUCGAAAGAGCGCACAUGUGUGCUGCUUCACGAGCAGCAGAAGGGCCUACAAGAAGCGCAAGAGUGUGCGUUGGCUCAACUCAUUGCCCGCCACGAUGCCGAGAAGGCUGCGCUGGAGACACGUGUGUACGCGGCGCAGGCGGCGGCGGCUCAAUCGCAGCACCGCCUCACCAAGGUGAAGGAGGAGCUCGCAGCUGUGCAGUCUUCCAGGCGCGAGACGCAACGGUGCACCGGAUUGACCUAUGACGGCAUGCACCAACAGCUCAAGGACACAACGAAGAAGAUGUGGCAACUUCAACUUGUGAACGAUCACCUCGAUGCAAAGGUGCGGGUGUUGGAGAGGGAGCUGGAGGAGAUGCGACUCAGUCGGUCGCCGGUAAGAAGACGUCAAGGAGGCAGCGAGACGCUCUUUUCUGCGGUAGAACAGGCAAGCAGGUCGGCGUCGCGCUUGACCACCGGGGCAGUGCACCCGAGCAAUGGCUGCUCCAGCAGUCACGGUACUGGCCGCAGCAGCGGUGUAAACAAUGCCCACUACGAGCGGCCGUUCGCGUUGUCACGUCGUGCAAGCACAGACGGCGCGGCAGGUCAUGGUUGCCGGGGUGUCAACUCUCAACUUGUGGGCCCUGGCGUCUGGACUGCGUACGAGGCGCGCAGCAGCCUCUUGACGCGCGCGACGCCAGUGAUGCAGCACGAAAAUUCAUCUCCGCGUCCACCCAUCACUCACGUGACCUACCCGCACGGAUCCUCUCUGGCGGCCGUUUCUGCCACCUCGAUAACUACCGGCACCGACAUGAAUGUCUCACAUAUGAGUGAGGACGGCACCGCGCACGCACCGCGGUGGAGCACGCAUCAGCGGAAUUUCCCGUCGACCACCCGUGCGGCGGGGGAUGGCGACAACGACAGCACCAGCAGCGGACGACAUCGACGCUUUGAGCGCACGGUGUCGCCGCCUCGCCAGCUCUCGCUCGACCGCACCCCUAUACCGCAACCCUCUGUGGCCUACCCACCAUAUGCCGAGGAGGCUGAAACAGACAACGAGUUUGACUCGAUCGCCUACGAUGACCCAUCACGGGGGGAGCAGAAUGCAGUAAAGCGCUACCCCACUGUGUCAGCGCAGACAAAUGUGGUUGAGUCUCUCCGCAGCGCGAUUCCCCGCUCCCCGGGGGGCCCCGCAACCAUUUCGACCCACUCGCAACCUUCGUCCGACGCCAAGUGUGAUGGGUGGUACCCACCGCCUCUGGCGGUUCCGCACGGCUUGGACAGCUUGAAGAGUGGCGAGGGCACAGCCAACAAGACACACGUCGUCGUCGCAGAAGGAGAGGAAGGGGAGCUGCAGCCGUCGUUAGCGUCGUUGUGCUCUUCGCCGACAGUGUCCAACUCACGUGCCAGGCUGGAGGCCCUGCGUCGCGAUAUCCUCCGACGCGCCGAGCAGCUGGAGCAGGAGGUGCAGGCAGUGACCUCCCGUUACGAUGCAGCGCGACGACAGCGGCGUCGCGAGAGGGAAACGCUGCGCGUGAACGUGUCCGUGCACAGCGCUAGCAACAGCCCAUCCACCUCUGAGCCGCGCGAUGACGAAGGUCGGCAGACGGUGGUGGUCAACGCUGUCGACGCCGACUCUGAGGCGCUCAACCGCGCCCUUGAGGUGCUCCACAUUGAGCAGCAGGAGGACGAUGAUGAACUCGAGCACUACUACGCCGAUGUAAACCAGAAACGGCUGAAGCUGGAGCGGUGCCUGUGCUCCAUUGAGGACAAGCUGGCCGCCCUUCUAUGA
Molecule: messenger RNA, 2433 nt
Organism: Leishmania braziliensis MHOM/BR/75/M2904
Lineage: Eukaryota; Euglenozoa; Kinetoplastea; Trypanosomatida; Trypanosomatidae
Exons: 1
Coding region: 1-2433 (810 amino acids)
Source: RefSeq, a predicted model, not a curated record